UGGCAAACACAAGAUGAGAGAGAGUCAGGAAAGAGGGUUUGCACUGAUCUCGCCUUCUGUAUCGAAGACGUGUUAUCCCACCCACUGCUUGGAAACGCAGCGCUAUUGCGCACGGGCAGUUGCUUAGAAAUGAGAGAUCUUUAAAUCGAGAAUUAAUCAGUAACUCGCUGGCAGAGGCUGGGAACCCAAAGCUCAAGGAAGGAACUUGCAGGCGGCCGUCAAGAUACAGCUGGCAGGCUGGAAAAAAGGAUGAGAUUUGAGACAUUGGCGCUGGUAUAAUUAUCCAGUGUCUCCUCUGCAGGAAACAUCGAUUCCUUUGGAAGGAACAGCAGGGAUACACAUUGAUACUAACAUUCAACACAAAAUUCCUUCUGUUGCUGGAGUAGACCAGAAAUGCCAGUAGAGUCGAGGUAUUCUGAGAUGGACUUUGACAUUACACCGAGGAACAAGCUUCAGAGUGUGGGAAGAAUGGGAAGUGGUGACAGUGGCUUUGGUUCCAGGUCCAGAAACUCCAAUCUGGAUGAUGACUUCAUGAGCUAUAUGUCUCACGAGGAAAAGGAAUGUAUUCUGUUCUUUGAGACAACUCUGGAUUCGCUGAACGAUGAUUUGGAGGAAGGUUACUCUGUGUGCAGUGUGAAAAGUGAAGAUCUGGCCACACCAAUACAGACCACCCCGGGAACUGAAGAAAUCAUUGACUUAGUAGCAACCCAAUCUCCGACAACAAAAUGUAUUCCUAAAUAUGACAAUGUUCUUCCAGUUGACAAAGACAGUGGUGUGCUGCGGAAAGAGGAGGUUCAGACAAAGCAAGAGAGUCCGCCUGCCGUGCCCCCUAUGGCACAGGUUAGAAAGCAAAGAAGCUUUGAGAGAACUUUACCAGAAUCGGAAAUAGAGUCAGCCAGAGUCUCUUGGAGCCAGACAAAGCCGCCCGGAUCAGUGCCAACUCCGAUGGUCAUCGCACAGAAGAUUGCAGAGAAAAAGGGCGGGAAUGGGGCCACAUCGCCUUUGUCACCAAAAGAGAGGAAGUGGUCCACAUCUGAGAGCGACCAGCCGGACUCGAUCUCCCCGACCGAGAGUCAUGAGUUUCAGUACAAAAAUGUGAAGCUGCAAAGGUUCCCGUCCAACAUCAGCAUUUCUAUGGCAAACAAGGAAUACAACAACACCAUCACCAAAGCAGCUGUCAAAGUUCAACAGCGCAAAGCCCAAGUGUUGGCCAAUCUGGGUGGGGCAAGCCUUCUUGCUGUUGAAUCUGAUGAAAGGCAGCAGAAAGAUAAUCUCAAUGGCCCAAGGAGGAGCUUGUCGUUCAAUGAGGUGGUGGCAAACCAAGCGAGGGGUGAGACCCCGAACAAACUGGGGCUGGUCAAAGAAUUGGACGAGUCUGAGUCGGAUAAUCCCAGUGGCUUCAAGCCAAAGACCAGGAAUCCACCUCUGUCUCAGUCUAUGAAGGUCCAGCCUGUGUCCAACGGUGCCCCUGUGACCAAUCCCAUCACCCCAGCUGUGAAAGCUCCGGUCUCCAAGCCUGAAACAAAAGAGACUCCUCACCUCGGUCCCUUAAUAACUACUUCUGAAAUCCACAGGUCAAGGUCCAUUCAAAGACCAACUGGGUUCAGGUCUCAAGGAAUAACAGUCCAGUUCUCAGGCCGUGGAGCAACAAAUGAUUCCCGCAAAGAAGCUUUACGGAAAUUGGGCUUACUGAGGAGCAAUGACAUUCAAUGAAAACUUGAUGAUCACUUUUCAGGGACAUUUUAUGAUGCCUUUUGUUCAAGAGCAAGGAAGACAAUCCUGCUUCCGUGCUGCCUUUAAAUAUAACCAAAAGGAUUUCUUUAAAGUGCUAGCCUUUGACUAAUGAUGGCUGACUCAACUAUUGUUGAGUGAUCAGAAUGACACGUUGACCAGAGAGCCAGCAACUGAAGCAGAUCUUCACUCAUCCCUCUCUUUUUUUAAUUCAGUGGAGAUGACAUCAUUGGCCAGAAUGGAUCAAGUUCGGGUCAUUGUAUAUGUGAUUCUCAUCUCUUUGAGCUUGUUUCGAGCACUGUGCAAUGUUCCAAAUGGACCUAAAUUGGAAGUAUUGGUGAACCUUGGGCUAUCUCAGCUGCAGGAAGAUGAAUCACCUAAGCUUCAGACCAUCUUCAAUGUCAUAAACCUCACCAAUAAGGUGUAACUCACCAAGUCAUGAAUUAUAAGGAGUGGAAGCGACUUGGCUAUUUGUCCAAUAUACAACUGUCACAGUGCAGCUAUAACCCAGUGACAAGUUGCUAAAUACUCUGUUUAUGUGAAGCAGAGUGAAAUACUCUACAAAUCACAUUUGGAGAAUUUGUUUGUUUGACUCCUGUGCUGUUAGAGCGUGGACCUUAUCUACUAGACUGUACUGAUCUAAGCUCAAAAAUGCCAACAGAGUAAUGGCCCUACAUUCAACAGCUCCCCCAACUGCCAACUUCCAGGCUAUUUACUUGUGAAAAAAAUCUGUCAAAGUGACAGUAGCAAUCCAGUCUCUCUUGAGUUAAACACUAAAAUAAAGAACUCAGGAUGCUGAAAAGGGAUGCUGAAAAACGGAGUCAAAUCAGGUUGUGUCAGAAGUGGACUAACUGCUUACUAACCCAAAGGAAGGUUCAAAAGUGGAACUUAUCUUUAAGGAAAGACAACACCAUUUUUAUUUUUAUUACAUUUGUCUUAACAUCUAUUUUAGAAAGAGCCACCAUCUCAUUUUAAGUAAUACAUUAACCUUUAUUAUUUGUUGGAUGAUAUGAUUCUGUUCAUGAAGUUGUUGCAAUUGGAAACAGUAGAUUUAUGAACAAAGUACAAUUUUAAAUCACAUAAAGGGGAAGGAAAGUAAGGGAUGUGUUUUUCUUUUAGUCAAAGUGCUUUUCAGCGAAUGAAAACACAAUGCCCAUCAACAAUUUCCCCUGUUCCAGUAACAUCCUUAAUGACAGAGAACAGAAUCUCUCUCCGAGCCCUGGUAAUCUAUUAAGCUGUGAGUUCCAGCAAGGCUACACAUGCAAAUCAAGUACAAUUUAUAGAGACUAUAAAAGAGUUGUUUAAACCUUACUAAUGCAGUGAGUGCUUCUCAGAACCUCUGACAUGGAGGUGCUGGUGUUGGACUGGGGUGGAUAAAGUCAGAGGUCACAUGACACCAGGUUCUAGUCCAACAGGUUUAUUUGAAGUCACCUGAUGAAGGAGCAGCGUUCUGAAAACUUGUGGUUCCACAUAAACCUGUCCGAUAAUAACCUGGUGUCAUGUGACUUCUGGCUUCUGUAAACCUCAGGCACUGUGCUCCUUCCUUCCACAAUCUUUGUCACUCUCGCCUCUACCAAACAAAUUGCCCUCAAACUCUCUGUCCUGUUAUUAAAUAUUCUUCGCAUUUAUGGCCCAUCCGUAGUUGCCCUUGAGAAGGUGGUAGUGAGCUGCCUUCUUGAACUGCUGCACUCCCUAUGCUGGGGAGGCACGGCAGUGUUGUUAUUGAAGGGAGUUAAAGGAUUUUGAUCCAGUGACACUGAAGGAAUGUUGUUACAUUUCCUCAGUCAUGAUGGUGAGUGGCUUGGAGAAGGAUUUGCUGGAGGUGGUGUUCCCACUUAUCUGCUGCCCUUGUCCUUCUGGACGGUAGGACCCAUUUUCUUGAUUACUACUUCCAGAGAAAUUGCCAGAACGUCACCACCUGCGAUGUUGCCCCACUUCCCAACCCAAUUUUGUGCUCAAGGUUCUACCUUCCUAGUUGUGCAUCUCUUCCAGAAUUCAGGUGGAAUCUAUUCACUUGGAUUUCUGCCCAUCUUACAGUUCUGAUGUAACGUUAACCAUAUUUAGACAGCCAUCCUGUGUGGCUGCAGUCAGGAUUCUUUGGUUUUAGUGAUCCAUCUCAUCCAUCCUGCAACCUUUGAUGUGGCUGAUCCCUGUGAUGACGCUCCACUCACUGCCCAGUCAGCGAGCUGCCUGUUCCUGCUCCUACUCUUUAUCACGACUGUGUGAAGUAUCUCAUUUCUGCCCCUUCACUGUGGAUGCAGCAGAGAGCCAGGGGUCCAUCAUUAGCCCCUUGCCCUUUCUCAAUUCCAUACCCCAUGAAGACAUCAUUCCCUAAAAGCUAAAAAUAGAUCUCUGCACUUUUUUGAAAUGCUUGUGAUGUUUGUCUGCCGAAAUAUCAACCAUUUCCUGAAGAAUUCGAGCCAUGACAACGCCACUGGAUUUACACACUGUGCCAUUAGAAUCAGACUAGUUACAGUAUGGAUAAAGGCCAUUCAGCCUGCCCUAUCUCUGUUGGCUCCUUGCAAGAGUGACUCAGGGGAGUCCAUUAUCCAAUAAAAUAUUGACACUAGUUGUUAAUUUGACAUUUUCUGGCAAAGAUAUUCACAGACUAUCAAAAAAGUAUAGUUACAGAGUAACCAGGAUGCAAAUAAGUAUCUCCUUAGUUUGAUAGAUGGACAUCAUUUUUGGAACCCUUUUGUUCUCUGAAAAGGAUAUGGAAGGUUUGGGAUGGGUCAGAAUGUGUGAGCUAGCUCUGAGACUGAUACACUUUUUAUUCCAUUCAGAUUAGGUGGAUUGGCCAUCUUAAAUUGCCCAUAGUGUCUAGGAUGUGCAGGCUUGGUAGGAUAGGGUUACAGGGAUAGGUUCGAGGGGUUGGAUCUGGAUAGGAUGCUCUUCGGAGAGUCAGUGUGAACGUGAUGGGCCAAAUGGCCUGUUUCCACACUGUAAAGAUUCUAUGAUUCUGUGAUCAAGUGAUGUGAAGCCCACUCAGACAAGAGGAGUUGAAAUGACAGACCAGUCCUGGUCCAAUGGAUAUUUUCUAAUCAACGUGUUCAGAGAUGUUAUUACACACCUCUGGAGCAGAUGGGACUUGAACCCAAAUGGAAUGGUUCAAGAGGCUAAAUGGCCUUCCUCCAGUUCUAAGCUUCUCAGUUUGUGACCAGGUGAGCCCAGAGCAGUUUGGUGCUGUCCUCCUCCCUUCGGUUAUUGAUUGGGAUUUCUGCUGGUUUCUCAGGGACUGUUCCUUACACGGAAGGAAAGCUUUCCCAAAGUGUUGCCAUGGUGACGGCAAUUGGUCACACUGAAAAUAAAAUUGUCAAAAAGGAAAUUUCUAGCAAGACCGUUAUCCUCUGGUCCCUUAGACUCUCCUUCCUUUUUGAUUACUUCAGUUGGUAGGUUUUGUACAUAUGGGAUGUUUUGUGUAAAUAUGUAUGAAUGGCAUUGUAACAGAAUAUUUUAUAUAAUUUACACAGAUGCUUCAGGUCAAAAUCUUUAUCCAGUGCCAUCUCUACACAAUAAACUGAACCGUUCACAAUUACUGUAACUAUUAACUUCAAAUCAUGUUUUCCACAUUUUUCUUGCUAGCAGAAGGUUUAGACCAUGUGUCAUUCUCUUUGAGUUAUUAGUACAAGUUACACAUCUCAAAGUCUAUUGGCCAUCUCUUUGGAGUCUUGGUUGACUUGGUCAGACUUCCACUCACUGUUGGUCUUAAAUUUGGGAUGUCAAGGUUGUUAAAUAUUUAAAUAAAUCAACCCCCCAUUGCAGGAGGAAAACAUCUCACCCUCACUUGUCUAUGUCAAUGGUGACGUGCUACACAAUUAACACUGCACUGAAUGUUGUAGUGUACCUGAGAAUGAUCCUCCAAAUAAGACAUUUUGGAAAGUAGGACCAUAAAAAAUAGGAACAGAAGUAGGCUAUUCGGUCCCUCAAACCUGGUCUGUUAGUCAAUAGGAUCACAGUCGAUUCAACAUUCCUCACGUCCACUUUCCUGCUCUUUUCCUGUGACCCUUGAUUUCCCGACUGAUCGAGAAUCUAUCUAUCUCCACCUCGAUUAUACAGAAGGACUCUGCCCCCAAAGCUCUCUGUCGAGUUCCUCAUCUCAGUCUUAAAUUGCUGUCCCUUUAUUCUGAGACUGUGCCCUCUGAUCCUAGAUUCUCCCACGAGGGGAAACACUCUCUCAGCAUUUACCCUGUCAAGCCCUUAAGUUGUCGGCACAAUGUCUGUUCUUAUUCUGGUUUGUAUUUUACAACAUUGUUGUUUAAAUCAAAGUAAUUCUGAGUCUUUCCAUUCAGUGACUACUUUUUGCUGCAUUGUGAGGUUCCUCCUUCAUGUUUUCUGCUGCAUGCAGACUGACUGGUUAAAAGAUUUUGAGGUGAACAUACAGAGCUGUGUGCUAUCAUUGGAGUGGAUUACCUACAAUAGAAUAUUGUGAGCUGGUCACUAGUUACAGUAUAUUCAUAAUGUGAAGUGCUUACUAACUUUCAGCUCAUCGCACCAAAUAAAACUACAGUGAUGCGCUGUUCAUGAAUUAACUAUUACAUUUUUUAUUAUAUUUGCAUAUAUAUUUGUCUUUUCAACAGAUCAUUUUGAAAUGCAUCCCAAUAUUAAAUGAUAUUUAUGCACAUCGCAAAUAUAAACAUUUUAAAACUAAUUACUUCACUUGUGUUCCACUGAUAAAUCACAUACGUGUACACUCGAGUACAAUUAUCGAACAAGUUAGACAAUAUUUUUUUAAAAGACACUGUGAAUGUUCUGGAACAGUUGUGUGGGGGUACUGGUGGGAGAUUUCUUGUAUUUCUUAUUGUAAACAUUAAAAGACUACAAAUGUAAAGAAAAA
Molecule: messenger RNA, 6565 nt
Organism: Hemiscyllium ocellatum (epaulette shark)
Lineage: Eukaryota; Metazoa; Chordata; Chondrichthyes; Orectolobiformes; Hemiscylliidae
Product: proline and serine-rich protein 2-like
Exons: 4
Coding region: 394-1713 (439 amino acids)
Source: RefSeq, a predicted model, not a curated record